GUGGUUUGCACUUUACCUUUUUGCAGUAGGAAGAGUAACCAUCAACAUCUAAUAAUCGUACAUAAUAUUAUCUCAGAAAUCGGGAACAUGACUACAUUUCAGAAAUAUGGCGUUCUUGUGCUUCUAUUUCUUAUAAUCUUGUUCCUUUUUAAUCUGCUGAAAUUCAGUUCUGCUGCUGGAAAUGAAGCAGAAGCUCUCGUGAGAUGGAAAGCCAGCUUACCUUCUACUUCUGUUCUUGAUUCAUGGUCUCUCAAAAAUGUCGUAAAUCUUUGCAAUUGGACUGGCAUUACUUGCGGCAGGGCAGGCAUAAUUACUGGGAUCAAUCUUUCUGGGGCUGAUCUCAAUGGAACCCUUGAUCGGUUUGAUUUCAGAUCAUUUCCAAAUGUCACGGUUUUCGACAUCAACACAAACAAUUUUGAUGGGGUCAUUCCAUCUGCCAUUGGUAAUCUCUCCAAGCUCACUUACUUGGAUUUAAGCAUUAAUGCAUUUGUGAACAUCAUACCUGUGGAGAUCGGAUUUCUCACGGAGUUGAGGUAUUUGAGCCUGAUGGACAAUGAUCUCAAUGGUCCUAUUCCUUAUCAAAUAGGCAACCUUCAAAAAUUAAGGUACUUGGACUUGGGGUCGAACUACUUAGAAACUCCAGAUUGGUCAAAGUUUCCAAGCAUGCCUUUCUUAUCCUACCUAGGCCUUUGUUACAAUGAACUCACAUUGGGAUUUCCAGAUUUCAUACCAACUUGUCACAAUCUUACCUUUCUAGACUUGUCCCUUAAUCAUUUGACUGGCCAAAUUCCUCCAUCUUUGUUUACCAAUCUGGUUAAUCUGGGGUACCUGAAUCUUACUGACAAUCAUUUUCAAGGAAUGCUAUCAUCAAACUUUACCAAUCUGUCAGAGCUAAAAGAUCUUCGGUUAGGAGAAAAUAACUUUUCUGGUCCAGUUCCAGAUUUUCUUGGUAAGAUUCCCGGUCUUGUCAUACUUGAAUUGUUCAACAAUUUAUUUGAAGGUAGCAUCCCAUCAUCCCUAGGCCUGCUUAGAAACCUUGAGCUUCUUGAUCUCAGGACAAAUAGCCUGAAUUCUACUAUUCCUUCUGAGCUUGGCCUUCUUACCAAUCUCUCUUUCUUAGCUUUGGAUUCAAAUUCACUUACUGGUUCCUUGCCUCUGUCAUUCUCCAAUUUGGUGAAGUUGUCCGUUCUGGAAUUGUCCAAUAAUAGGUUUUCUGUUGGGAACCUCACAAACCUUCAAAACUGCAAACUUUUUUCCAACAACUUAAGCGGCAGAUUACCAUCAGAAAUUGGAAAUAUGAUUGCACUCAUUGUGUUUGAUGUCCGAUCUAACAAAUUGAGUGGAGAGUUGCCUUGA
Messenger RNA from Oldenlandia corymbosa var. corymbosa, 1356 nucleotides. The record is from the annotation of a GenBank genome assembly. Lineage: Eukaryota; Viridiplantae; Streptophyta; Magnoliopsida; Gentianales; Rubiaceae.